CCACUCAGCACCAAACACGAUGGACACACAAGCCAUCCAGUUCGGCAUGAUGGCAUCCCUUCGCACCAACAACAUCAUCGUGGACACACUCGUGUGCAUGCUGAUUCCAGCCCUGUUUACGGCGCUCGCCAAUUCAUCGACGCACUUUGGAACGUUCGUGGGUGUGCUGCGUCAGUACGUUGGGCGUCGUGACAGCCCUAGUGUCGUGCGCAAAAUCGAAACCAAACAAGCGUUCAACACGUGGGGCAAGGUCCACGACUCGGACGAGCACAACCAUAUUCUUCAAAAAGCCAUCUCGAUCUACCUCAGUCAGCACUUGGACUUGAAAGACCAAUCGGGGCGGUACGAGCUACUCGAGUCGGCCGCACCCGACAGCUCCACCGACCAAGACGACGACCACUCGUCCGAAGACAGCUACAACGACUGGAACGCGCCUGACGAGAAAGACCAACUCAAGAAACUGCAAGUCGGGGCGUUGCCACCUUUGAAUGCGUGGAUCCAAGUCGAAGACCAACUCUGCUUCAAACACGAGGUCGUCUCUGACGAGGGAAAUCCUGGGAAAGGGCAGCUGCCCAAACAGUCCACCGUGACGUUCUACUUGUCGAGCACCGCAUCCAACGCAUCCGAGCGUAUUGACGCAUUCGUCGAGCGAGCGUACGCCAAUUACCAAGAGCUGGUCCUGGCCAAGCACAAGCAAGACAAGGCUCGGUACUUAUACAUCGCAGACUCGGCCUCCAACAACAACGUGAUCCCUCUGUACAAGCGGUACGCGUUGGGCGAAGACAAGACGUUCCACAGCUUGUUCUUCGAGGAGAAGGAGUCGUUGCUGCACUUGCUCGACAACUUUGCCACCAAGAGCGGCAAGUUCGGCAUCCCCGGGUUCCCGUACAAGAUGGGUCUCUUGCUGCACGGCCCCCCCGGCACGGGCAAAACCAGCCUCAUCAAGGCCAUCGCGCAGCACACCAAGCGCCACAUCGUCAACAUCUCGCUGAGCAAGAUCAAGACGAACCAAGAGCUCAUGGACAUGAUGUUCGACCUCAAGUUUGGCAUCCAAGGCGAAGACUUGCCCAUCAAACUGGCCUUCGACAACAUCGUGUUUGUCAUGGAAGACGUCGACUGCGCCUCGAACGUUGUGCAUGCGAGAACAAGUGUCACGAACGACAUGUCGGGGGCUGCAACCACCACCACCACAGACAUCGAGUCGCUGGACGACGCAGCGCUGAGCAAGGCCCUGUCGGACAUUAUCAAGAGCAGCGGCACGAACGCUUCCAAGUGCGAGUCCAAGGACAAACUCAACUUGUCUGGGUUGCUCAACGUGCUGGACGGCGUCGUGGACAGUCCAGGUCGUAUCCUCAUCAUGACGACCAACCACCCGGAGAAGCUCGACCCGGCGCUUGUCCGACCAGGCCGAGUCAACAAGAAGCUCUUCCUCGGCCACAUGACGGCUCGGCAAGCGCAACUCAUGAUGGAGCACUACUUUAAGACUGCCCUCGACCCCAAACAACGCCUAACCGUCGACGAGGCGUUUGGCUCCAGGUCCGUGUCCCCUGCCCAAGUUGAGCAAUUAUGUGCUGAAUACGACGACGUCGGCGACGCGCUUGCGGCGCUCACCAACCUGUAGACAGCAUUGUACAUUAAGCCAUAUUUAUGACACAUCCCCCACCGAACAAUCAACGACCAAACAAUCAACGUUGUUGAGGCGAAGUUCGGCCAGUUAUACGCUUACAAUUUAGAAGAAGCUUCG
This is a messenger RNA of Aphanomyces invadans, 1744 nucleotides long. RefSeq lists its product as hypothetical. The transcript has a single exon. The record is from RefSeq and is a predicted model, not a curated record. Gene Ontology annotation, molecular function: ATP binding; ATP hydrolysis activity. The coding region runs from base 20 to 1621 and encodes 533 amino acids. Lineage: Eukaryota; Oomycota; Saprolegniomycetes; Saprolegniales; Verrucalvaceae.